AUGCGGCGGUCGAAAAUCACUGCAUUCUACGUUUUGUACUACCUGACGUCGUUGACGCUCUGUUACGGUAACGUACUCCUUCGCCCGCUUGAAGUUAAGGGCUCGCUGAGGUGCAGAUCGAUGCCCGCCAUUGCGUCUAAAGUCCAGUUGAUUCGUAUAAGUACUGGUUACGGCUCCGGCGUCGUGAGGAAGGAAACGUCGGUUAGCUUGGAUGGUUCCUUCUCGCUCACAGCGGCGAUUUUUGACGCGAACCUCGGGCUGAGUGCUGUGAAAAUUAUCCACUACUGCGACUCUUCCGGGUGUGAGCGAAAUCUCUUUAUCAGAAUUCCUGACCAUUACUUGAACAACGACCAGAGCAGCGGCUCAUAUGGCCAGAGGGCCUUCGACAUCGGAACGCUAAACUUGGAAAUGCGCACUUUCGAAGACGCGAAAUGCCGAAAUUUUGACAUCUAUUAA
This is a messenger RNA of Soboliphyme baturini, 456 nucleotides long. NCBI's taxonomy places the organism in Eukaryota, Metazoa, Nematoda, Enoplea, Dioctophymatida, Soboliphymatidae. The record is from the annotation of a GenBank genome assembly.